GAGCUCUCUGGCAGGCGAGGCCGGGCAGGGCAGCUGUGCCGGUGGAGACUGCGCGCAGGACCCGGCACAGGUGAGCACUGACCGGGACUGAGGCCCAAGAGUUGGCUCUGCCCUCCGUCACCUUCCAAGGAUGCCCCUGCGGCUGCUGCUUCUGCUGCUGUGGCUGUGGGGACUGCCGCUCCAGAGGGCGGAGACAGACUCCGAGGGGCAGACGACGGGGGAGCUGUACCAGCGCUGGGAGCGCUAUGGCCAGGAAUGCCAAAAGACCUUGGAGGCCACCGAACCUCCCUCAGGCCUGGCCUGUAACGGUUCCUUCGACAUGUACGUCUGCUGGGACUACACGGCCGCCAACACCACUGCCCGGGUGUCUUGCCCCUGGUAUCUGCCUUGGUACCAUCAGGUGGCUGCAGGCUUCGUCUUCCGCCAGUGUGGCAGUGAUGGCCAGUGGGGAUCUUGGCGAGACCACACUCAGUGUGAGAAUCCAGAGACGAAUGGGGCCUUUCAGGACCAGAAGCUGAUCUUGGAGCGCCUGCAGCUCGUGUACACCGUCGGCUACUCCCUGUCCCUGGCCACGCUGCUGCUAGCCCUGCUUAUCUUGAGUGUGUUCAGGCGGCUGCACUGCACUCGUAAUUACAUCCAUAUGAACCUGUUCACGUCUUUCAUGCUGCGGGCGGCGGCCAUCCUCACCCGAGACCAGCUGCUGCCUCCACUGGGCCCCUACACCGGGGACCGGAGCCCUGCUCUGUGGGACCAGGCACUAGCUGCGUGCCGCACGGCCCAGAUCAUGACCCAGUACUGUGUGGGAGCCAAUUACACCUGGUUGCUGGUGGAGGGUGUGUAUCUGCACCAUCUGCUGGUGAUCGUGGGACGCUCAGAAAAGGGACACUUCCGCUGCUACCUGCUUCUUGGCUGGGGGGCCCCCGCGCUUUUCGUCAUCCCCUGGGUGAUCGUCAGGUACCUGUACGAGAACACACAGUGCUGGGAACGCAACGAAGUCAAAGCCAUUUGGUGGAUCAUUCGCACCCCCAUCCUAAUAACCAUCUUGAUCAAUUUCCUCAUCUUUAUCCGUAUCCUUGGCAUCCUUGUUUCCAAGCUGAGGACACGGCAGAUGCGCUGCCCAGAUCACCGACUGAGGCUGGCUCGCUCCACGCUGACGCUGGUGCCCCUGCUGGGCGUCCACGAGGUGGUGUUUGCUCCCGUGACGGAGGAACAAGCCGAAGGCGCCCUGCGCUUCGCCAAGCUGGCCUUUGAAAUCUUCCUAAGUUCCUUCCAGGGUUUUCUGGUGAGCGUGCUCUACUGCUUCAUCAACAAAGAGGUGCAGUCGGAGAUCCGCCAGGGCUGGCGCCUCCGCCGCCUGCGUCUCAGCCUUCACGAGCAGCGUCCCCGUCUGCACCUGGAACUCAACCCCCGGGCCGUGCCUCCGAGCUCCGCAUCCCGGGAAGCUGCCAUCGGCACCGCCUUGCCCUCUCGGAUGCGGCAUGUGCCUGGAGAGGAGGUCCUGGAAAGUUACUGCUAGGUAAAGGGGCCCGUGUCUGUACGGAGAGCAUGUAUUGAGAGCCGACUGUGUACCAGCCCCCGUGUGGGGGAUGCCGGGGAAACGGAGAAGGAACCGGAAGACAAGGUCCCCACGUGUAUAUAUUUGUUGAAGAAUCGUUUAUGAAAAGAACUGAGGCGUCUAGGACAACCGACUGGGAGGCCACUUGUGAAGACGUCAUGGGUCAUGUUUGAAAGAAGUGGAGACAGCUUCAGUGGAGUUGGAGGACAAGAUGGCAGGCAGAUGGGACAGCAUACGAAAAGGUCCUCGGAAGAUCGAGAAAGGCUUCCGUGGCUCCUGUAGAAAAAGCCAGGGCCUCCAGAUGGGAAGACGUGGGCUGGGGUGUAGACUGGAAUCUCACCCCAGGCUCACUGAAGAGUUGAUUACUUUUACUUUAUGUGUACGGUUGUUCUGCCUGUGUGUGUGGACGCACCCCACGUGCAGGCAGUGCUUGCAUAUGCCUGAAGGGCAGGAGACCCCUGGGACUGGGUGGUGGCCGGGCCAGGAUGGGGGCCACAGAGAGGUGCCAAGGAUUUGCUGAGGGAUCCCAGGAGACAGACCAAAGGGGAUCAAAAGGCUCCGGGUGGAGGCUCUGCCUGUGCUAGGCUGCCAGAGGCUGAGCAGGGGAGGGAGCUGGAGUUGUAGGAGGUGAGACCUGGCAGCCAACAAGAGGACCUGGGGGGCCGUGAGGCCAGAGCCUCCACCUCCCAGGGAGGGCUGGGACACAGCCUUAGUGUGCCCGGUCCACCUGCACACACGCAGGCCUCCUUUAUUACACUGGAUGCUGUAUUUCCCCAGGACGUGUCUCAGAGCUGACCCACACCCCACACUCCAAGGCUUUGGCUUCUGGUGGCGUGGAGACCCUAGAAAGCCAAGCUUCUUUAUGGGGUGGGAGUAGACCAGGCUAGAAGAGGGAGGCCUAGGGUGUGUGAGGGAGGACAGGCUAGAAGAGGGAGGCCUAGGGUGUGUGAGGGAGUCUGCUGCCGAUGAGCCAGGCCCAACUGGAGCCACGUUAGCACAAACCCCAGGAACACCCCAUUGCUGCUGUACCCUCCCCCAAGAUAAUCUUUAUG
Apodemus sylvaticus (European woodmouse) is the source of this 2607-nucleotide messenger RNA. RefSeq names its product gastric inhibitory polypeptide receptor (gene Gipr). The record is from RefSeq and is a predicted model, not a curated record. Bases 131 to 1516 code for a protein of 461 amino acids. Gene Ontology annotation, molecular function: G protein-coupled peptide receptor activity; gastric inhibitory peptide receptor activity; peptide hormone binding. Gene Ontology annotation, biological process: cell surface receptor signaling pathway; adenylate cyclase-modulating G protein-coupled receptor signaling pathway. The transcript is spliced from 14 exons. Lineage: Eukaryota; Metazoa; Chordata; Mammalia; Rodentia; Muridae. Gene Ontology annotation, cellular component: plasma membrane.